GCUCUACGGUAGUUGAUUCAGUCAGUCAGUCACACAGUCUUCGGGGAUCUCACGUCGUCUUUGUGAAGUGAAGGCAGCGAAAGAGAGGAGCGCCGUAAAAAAAAAAACCCACACGCGGUUUGGACAAAAACACUACGCGGCUUUGUCACUGAGAUCCGACCUGAAAAUCACCACUUAAGGAGGUGAGCGAGGGACCUUGCGUGAGGAAUACAUGAAGGGUGGGGCGGCGGAGGGGGUGGCAACCACAGCAGCCUCACCACUGACACACAGAGUAAAAAACUUUUAAUGGAGUCCCGGUAGAGGCAUCAAGAUGAACACGUUACCAUCGAUGGACCGGCACAUCCAGCAGACCAAUGACAGGCUGCAGUGCAUCAAACAGCACCUACAGAACCCGGCCAACUUCCACUCGGCUGCCACGGAGCUGCUGGACUGGUGUGGAGAUCCCCGGGCCUUCCAGCGACCUUUUGAGCAAAGUCUCAUGGGAUGCCUGACGGUGGUGAGUCGCGUCGCUGCUCAGCAGGGGUUUGACUUGGACCUGGGCUACAGGUUGCUUGCUGUGUGUGCUGCCAACCGGGACAAAUUCACACCCAAGUCUGCUGAAACCAGCACCUGCAGGAGAUGUCAGAGUGACUCAGCCCUGCUGUCAUCGUGGUGCGAGGAGCUGGGCCGUCUCCUCCUGCUGCGUCACCAGAAGAACAGGCAGAACGAACCGCAGGGAAAAGUCCCCAUGCAGCCCAGCAUGAACAGCAUGAAGCCUGGCCUCACGCACAGUGAUGGAUCCUUUCCUUAUGACUCAGUCCCCUGGCAGCAAAACACUAACCAGCCCCCUGGGUCAUUGUCUGUGGUUACAACGGUGUGGGGUGUAACUAAUACGUCCCAGAGUCAGGUGCUGUGUAACCCCAUGGCAAACAGCAAUAACCACAUGAAUCCAGGGGGUAACCCCAUGGGAUCGGGUAUUCCCGGCAGCGCAGCGGGGCUCAGUUCACCCCAGUUCAACGCUCAACAGCAACAGUUCCCGAACAAAGGAGGAUCCAACCAGUCGUACAUGCAGCAGGGCAUGUACGGCAGGCCUGGCUACCCUGGAGGUCCUGGGGGAUACAGUGGAAGUUACUCUGGAGGCCCAAAUGCCCCACCAGGAGGUAUGGGAAUGACCACCCACUCACGUCCUCCCGGUGACUUCACCCCGCCAGCUGCUGCCGCUGCAGCUGCGGCUGUUGCUGCUGCUGCUGCCACGGCGACGGCUACUGCAACAGCCACAGUGGCGGCUCUACAGGAAACACAGAAUAAAGAUAUGAACCAGUAUGGACAGAUGUGUCCAUCGUUCCAAAUGGGCCCUGCUCCACCCUACAACAGCCAGUUCAUGAAUCAGCCGGGCCCACGAGGCCCCCCUGGAGGUAUGAAUCCAGCCAGCAUGGGUUCAGCCAUGAACAACCCCAGUAUGAGCGGGCCUCCGAUGGGCAUGAACCCGUCUCGAACCCCCGGCAUGGGACCUUUCGGGGCUCACGGCCAAAGGAUGCCUCAGCAAGGGUACCCGGGAGUGCCUCGGCAGGGGAUGCCCAUGCAGGGGAUAAAGAGGCCAUAUUCUGGAGAGGGAAGUUAUGGGGGUCCGCAGUACGGCCCCAACAGCCAGUUCCAGCCACAGCAAGGCCAGUAUCCCACGUCAAACGCAUCCAGGCCGCUGCCUUCACCUAACUACCCCACUCAGAGGAUGCCAGGGCAGCAGGGCCAGGGCCAGUACCCCCCUGGUAUGCCCAUGGGACAGUAUUACAAGCAAGAACCCUUCAAUGGUCAGAACACCAACUUCUCUGGAGGUGGAUACUCCUACGGCCAAGGCAACGGGCCCCCCAGGCCUGGUAACUACCCCCACUCCCCAGUCCCUGGGAAUCCAACACCCCCUAUGACCCCAGGAAGUAGCAUUCCUCCAUAUCUGUCGCCAAACCAGGAUGUGAAGCCCCCGUUUCCACCUGACAUGAAACAAAAUCUGACAGCACUUCCGCCCCCUCCAAGUAACCCCAACGAGGAGCUGCGGCUGACGUUCCCAGUCAGGGACGGCGUUGUGCUGGAGCCGUUCCGCCUCGAGCACAACCUGGCCGUGAGUAACCACGUUUUCCACCUGCGGCCCUCCGUCCACCAGACCCUCAUGUGGAGGUCAGACCUGGAGCUGCAGUUUAAGUGCUACCACCAUGAAGACAGGCAGAUGAACACCAACUGGCCUGCGUCCGUCCAGGUCAGCGUCAACGCCACACCCCUUACCAUCGAGAGGGGGGAUAACAAAACCUCCCACAAACCCCUGCACCUCAAGCACGUGUGCCAACCAGGGAGGAACACCAUCCAAAUCACAGUUACCGCCUGCUGCUGUUCCCACCUGUUUGUGCUUCAGCUGGUCCACAGACCAUCUGUGCGCUCCGUCCUCCAGGGCCUCCUGAAGAAGAGGCUUCUUCCCGCGGAACACUGCAUCACCAAGAUUAAGAGGAACUUCAGCAGUGUGGCAGCGUCGGCAGGCAACGCCACUCUCAACGGGGAGGACGGCGUGGAGCAGACGGCCAUUAAAGUGUCGCUGAAAUGUCCCAUUACCUUCCGACGCAUCCAGCUACCCGCGCGAGGGCACGACUGCAAACAUGUGCAGUGCUUUGACUUGGAGUCCUACUUGCAGCUCAACUGUGAGCGGGGGACAUGGAGGUGUCCUGUGUGCAAUAAAACAGCGUUACUAGAAGGUCUGGAGGUGGACCAGUACAUGUGGGGAAUCCUCAAUGCCAUCCAAAACUCAGAGUUUGAGGAAGUCACUAUAGACCCCACGUGUAGCUGGCGACCUGUCCCCAUCAAAUCUGAGCUGCACAUCAAAGAGGACCCUGACGGGCCGCUGCCCAAGCGCUUUAAGACCAUGAGCCCGAGUCAGAUGACCAUGCCCAACGUGAUGGACAUGAUUGCUCAGCUGGGCCCAGGACCCGGCCCCGGACCAGGUCCAAGCCCCUACCCGCCUCACCCUGGUCAGCAUGCCAGCGGCAACGGGGGAGACUACCCUGGACCAGGCAACAGCUACCAUAGCCAAGGGAGCUUUGACUUCCCUCAUGGGAACCCCUCUGGUGGAGUGGGAGCAGGAGGCGGAGGAGGUCCUCCCAUGAACGACUUCAUCCACGGCCCCCAGCUCUCCCACCCCCCGGACGGACCUGCCGGCCUCCUGGCCCAGGACAAACCUCUCAGCCACGGCAUGAACGAUGCAAUGUGUCAUUCAGAUCAGUCCCAUAGCUCCAUGCAGCAGAGCUUGCAUGCGUCUCCCCACCCCGGCAACCAAGCAGGGCUGCCUUUACAUCACAGUGGCCAGUCAGGGCAGCCCUUGCAUCACAGUGGCCAAUCAUCGCAGCCGCCUCGCCAGCCGCAGCCGCAGCCUCAGCACCCCGGGCAGAACAGUCACGCCCCCGGCGAUCUGAACUUUAACCCCUCCUCAGAUGGCCAGAUGGGUCAGGGGGCCCAGGAUAUGCCUGAACCCUCCCUGGAUCUGCUUCCGGAGCUGGCCAAUCCAGAAGAGUUACUGUCAUACCUGGACCCUCCCGACCUCCCCGCAAACAGCAACGAUGACUUACUCUCCCUUUUUGAGAACAACUAACCCCCCCGUCCCCCCGCCCCGCUUGCCAUCCAACCACCCUUCACCCCCCACGAACCCUCUAGUAUCUGAAGGAGUCGUGAUGUGCUUGACUGUCCGUCCACGGGCGACCUGCUGACAAGACUUUAAGCAGCUCCAUGUGCUCACGCAUGUACUGUCAGUGCACAGAUGGUGUGUUUUGCAACAGAGCUCAGCUGUGCGUCAACUGCAGGAAAGGAAGCUGGUCGCCGUUCAUCCCUGCACUCCCGUUUAUUUCUCUGCAAAGAUUCCACAAACCAGUUCCACCACUUUCGGCUCAAACUGCACCACUUACAGCCAUGGCGGUGGCCAAUAAUACAUACAUAUAUAUAUAUAUAU
Molecule: messenger RNA, 3958 nt
Organism: Cololabis saira (Pacific saury)
Lineage: Eukaryota; Metazoa; Chordata; Actinopteri; Beloniformes; Belonidae
Gene: zmiz1a
Product: zinc finger, MIZ-type containing 1a
Exons: 24
Coding region: 311-3604 (1097 amino acids)
Biological process (GO): protein sumoylation; regulation of transcription by RNA polymerase II
Molecular function (GO): zinc ion binding; SUMO ligase activity
Source: RefSeq, a predicted model, not a curated record